Rosa chinensis is the source of this 558-nucleotide messenger RNA. RefSeq lists its product as uncharacterized. The coding region runs from base 1 to 558 and encodes 185 amino acids. The record is from RefSeq and is a predicted model, not a curated record. The transcript is spliced from 2 exons. NCBI's taxonomy places the organism in Eukaryota, Viridiplantae, Streptophyta, Magnoliopsida, Rosales, Rosaceae.
AUGCCAGGCGGUGAAGAUUCGAAACCCGGAAAAGGUAGUUCAGAAUCGGGUUCAGCAAGAACACCAGAAGCAUGGGAAAACCCCAAUCAUCCUCUAUACCUCCAUCACUCGGAUCAGCCUGGUGCAAUACUUGUAUCACAAUCCUUGGAGGAGAACAAUUACAUGGCUUGGAUCCAGUCCAUGAGCAUGGCCCUAACCAUCAAAAAUAAGAAAGGGUUUGUUGAUGGAUCAAUUCCAAGGCCAACCAACAGAGUUGAAGAAGCAUUGCAGUGGCAGCGCUGUGACACCUUGGUCAAAACUUGGCUGCUGGGUUCGAUGUCUAAAGAGAUCUCCGGGAGCUUUUUCAAUAUUGAGAAUGCAAUUCACGACACUGAACAAGGUAAUGGAACGGUGACAUCCUACUUCACCAAACUCAAAAGCCUUUGGGACGAGAGGGAUGCGAUCUGUGAAAUUCCAGCUAGUAGUUGUGAGGCGGCCCAGGAGAUCAAGGCAUAUAUGGAAAACCAGAAGACUAUGAAGUUUCUCAUGGGGCUUAAUGAGAGCUAUGCUGCCAUUUGA